UACAGUUGUUGCAGAAGGGUGUACGGUGGCCGUGCGCGGUCAAACCUUCCACUGCAGCAGCAGUCAUGGAGGGGGUCACGGUGGGCCAGGUAUUCGACGCGGAGUGCAUUCUAAGCAAGCGGUCCAGAAAGGGAAAGUUCGAGUAUCUGGUGAAGUGGAGGGGCUGGUCGUCCAAGCACAACAGCUGGGAGCCGGAGGAGAACAUUCUGGACCCCAGGCUUCUGGCUGCGUUUCACAAGAGAGAACAAGAGCGAGAGCUUCUGUUCCAGAAGAAAGGGAAGCGCCCACGUGGAAGACCUCGAAAGAUUUUGCCACCGCUUACGGCAGACAAGGACAGCCGAUCUUCAUCGUGCUCUUCCUCUGGCCUCUCGUCGCCACAUAUCUCCUCUUCAUCAGAAGAUGAGGAGCACACAAAAAAGGCCAAGCCAUCGAACGUCCACCCUGUCCCGCAGAAGAGGCCUCAUAUCAUGCUGGCCAAAGCAGACCCCCCUCGUAAGAAGAAACGUGGGAGGAAGCCCCUGCCCCCCGACCUGAAGGUGCUGCGUCAGGUAAAGAACCGACCUUCUCCUCUUCCUCCACGCCACCACCAGCCAAUCAGGUUACCCAGGGAGGAUACGCGGCCCGGCAUAAAGAAGCCGCUACAGCCGGCCAGCUUCACUUACUUGAGCAGGACGUCCAGAGAUGAGGCCGCCGCUUCUUCCCACGCUUUCUCUCAGAGUGCAGCUUCCAAAGUUGGGUCCAUCAGCAUGUGGGUGGGCCGCUCCCUGUCCGCCUCCUCUCCGUCCUCCAAGACCGGCCCAUCCCAGAAAAACUCUUACCUGAAGCGCUCCUUCUCAGAAAGUGGAGGGGGGAGCUUUAAAAUGUCUCCUGUCAAAUCAGGUGGAACCUCGAGCUCCCCCGGGGCACAUGGUAGCUUCAGUGGGAGCCAGGUGGUAAUUCAGAGCCCCGCCCCAAGUCAAAAGAGGCCAGAAGGUCAGGGAGUGAAGACGGGAGUGGUUCAACACAAGCAGCAGAAUCCUGGGCUCUCCAAACCUUCAUCAUCAUCGUCUCCCUUCCUACGAGACCGAGCCAGCCAGGCGCUCAACCUCAGAGCGGUUAACCUGCAGAGUGUCAGCAAGACCCCCACUGGGGGCCCGCACGGGAGCUCAGACUUCAAGAGUGGGACUGUUAAAGGGGGGUCACGGAGCAGCCUGUCAGCUGGCGGUGGCGCAGAGCGGGGACGGGACAGAGAGCAAGUGAUGCGGGGCGACAGCGCCCUGAGGGACAAACGUAACCAGCGGAGUGACUCUCAGGACCGCGGCCUGAAUGAGCUCAGCACCGGAGACUCUGAUGAGAUCAGCAGCAGUGAGUCCGAACGCGGUCCCGCCCUGUUCCCCGACAAAACCCGGCCCAGCCUCGGCGUCAGCGCCACUGACUCGGACACAGAAACGGACUGGCGACCCGAGAGGUACCUCCUGGAACACGUCUCCGUCACCGACGUCACGGCCAACUUCAUCACGGUGACGGUGAAGGAGUCACCCACCAGCGUGGGCUUCUUUAAUUCACGCAAUCAUUGAGCGGCACCAGUCGAGCCGAACCACAUCCACGCGUUCUUGUGGUUUGUGGCGGUUCCACUGAAACAGUCAUGAAGGAACUGUGUGGAUGAAAGCCACCCACUGCCCCGUUUCAGAGGGCCGCUCUACAAUCCACCACACUGAACAGGCAGGAGGCGGAGCCUUGCAGUGCUGAUGGCCACAAAGGCAUGAACUCCAGUUUCUGCAAUAAAAACUCAUUCGACAGGUCCACCAGUGAAA
Molecule: messenger RNA, 1793 nt
Organism: Oryzias melastigma (Indian medaka)
Lineage: Eukaryota; Metazoa; Chordata; Actinopteri; Beloniformes; Adrianichthyidae
Product: chromobox protein homolog 2
Exons: 5
Coding region: 66-1556 (496 amino acids)
Biological process (GO): negative regulation of transcription by RNA polymerase II
Cellular component (GO): heterochromatin; PRC1 complex
Source: RefSeq, a predicted model, not a curated record